This is a messenger RNA of Chondrus crispus (carragheen), 99 nucleotides long. RefSeq lists its product as hypothetical. NCBI's taxonomy places the organism in Eukaryota, Rhodophyta, Florideophyceae, Gigartinales, Gigartinaceae. The coding region runs from base 1 to 99 and encodes 32 amino acids. The transcript has a single exon. The record is from RefSeq and is a predicted model, not a curated record.
AUGGGAUUAUCUAAUUCUUUUGUUAGUCUGGAAGUCGACGACAGCUGUUUCAGUCUCAAUGCCAAUACAUCGCAAAACAAUUUCAAGUCCCUUUCAUGA